Chionomys nivalis (European snow vole) is the source of this 7808-nucleotide messenger RNA. RefSeq names its product adhesion G protein-coupled receptor L1 (gene Adgrl1). Bases 617 to 5035 code for a protein of 1472 amino acids. The transcript is spliced from 24 exons. The record is from RefSeq and is a predicted model, not a curated record. Gene Ontology annotation, molecular function: carbohydrate binding; latrotoxin receptor activity; G protein-coupled receptor activity. Gene Ontology annotation, biological process: adenylate cyclase-activating G protein-coupled receptor signaling pathway; cell surface receptor signaling pathway; heterophilic cell-cell adhesion. Gene Ontology annotation, cellular component: axon; presynaptic membrane; postsynaptic density. Lineage: Eukaryota; Metazoa; Chordata; Mammalia; Rodentia; Cricetidae.
CGCCGCCGGGCGGCGGGGGCCUGCGGGGCCGCCCGGGCUGCCGCGUUAACCCUUCGCCCGCUGCCGUCCGGGGACGCUGGGAAGUCGCCUGGGCACACACGUGCCGCCUCCGUCGGGGCCGCGGAGCUGCGGGGGAGAUGCGGGCAGCCGGCGCCGCCUCGGGGGGCUCCGCCUCGCCCCAGCCCCCCGAGCUCUGACGCCGCCCCCGCCCCUCCGCCUCCACGCCUCGCUCCCCGUGAGGGGCGCAGACCCGCGCGCCCGGGGCCGGGGCCGCCUCCGGAGCGUCGCGAUCCGCCUUUUCUUUCCUUUCUUUAUUUUUUUUAUUUUUCCCCCCUUUUAAAUUUUGGUCGGUGGCGGAAGUGCUGGGCCCGAGGAAGGAAGGGACACGGAGGCCGCCCUCGCUCAGACACCCCCUCCCCGCUUCCCCCUGGGCCGGGCUCCGGGAGAUGUGCCGGGCGGGGGGCCCGGCUUCGCGAAGCCGCCGGAGGAGCGCGCACGGCCGACCCCGAAGCGCCGCUGGACAGGCUGGUGGGCCAGGCUGUGGUACCCUGGUGAUGCGGGGCGAGACCCACCCCACAGUCCGCUGAGAGUCCUGCGCCCGCCCCUGGCCUUCGCCAUGGCCCGCUUGGCUGCAGCACUCUGGAGCCUCUGUAUCACCACUGUCCUCGUCACCUCUGCUACCCAAGGCCUGAGCCGGGCCGGGCUCCCAUUUGGAUUAAUGCGCCGGGAGUUAGCAUGCGAAGGUUAUCCCAUCGAGCUGCGGUGCCCAGGCAGUGACGUCAUCAUGGUGGAGAACGCUAACUACGGGCGCACAGAUGACAAGAUCUGCGACGCCGACCCUUUCCAGAUGGAGAACGUACAGUGCUACCUGCCCGACGCCUUCAAGAUCAUGUCCCAGAGGUGUAAUAACCGAACCCAGUGUGUGGUGGUAGCCGGCUCUGACGCCUUUCCUGACCCCUGUCCUGGAACCUACAAGUACCUGGAGGUGCAGUACGACUGUGUCCCUUACAUAGAAGUGGAGCAGAAAGUCUUCGUGUGCCCAGGGACUCUGCAGAAGGUACUGGAGCCCACCUCCACACAUGAGUCAGAGCACCAGUCUGGUGCCUGGUGCAAGGACCCGCUGCAGGCAGGUGACCGUAUCUACGUCAUGCCCUGGAUCCCCUACCGCACGGACACACUGACUGAAUAUGCCUCGUGGGAGGACUAUGUGGCUGCGCGCCACACCACCACGUACCGACUGCCCAACCGUGUGGAUGGCACUGGCUUUGUAGUCUACGACGGCGCAGUCUUCUACAACAAGGAGCGCACGCGCAACAUCGUCAAGUAUGACCUGCGCACUCGCAUCAAGAGCGGAGAGACAGUCAUCAACACAGCCAACUACCAUGACACCUCGCCUUACCGCUGGGGAGGCAAGACAGAUAUUGACCUGGCGGUGGAUGAGAACGGGCUGUGGGUCAUCUAUGCCACUGAGGGCAACAACGGGCGCCUGGUGGUGAGCCAGCUCAACCCCUACACACUGCGCUUUGAGGGCACCUGGGAAACGGGCUACGACAAGCGCUCGGCCUCCAAUGCCUUCAUGGUGUGCGGUGUCCUCUACGUGCUGCGCUCCGUGUAUGUGGAUGACGACAGUGAGGCAGCGGGCAACCGUGUGGACUACGCCUUCAACACCAAUGCGAACCGAGAGGAGCCAGUCAGUCUCGCGUUCCCCAACCCCUACCAGUUUGUGUCCUCUGUCGACUACAACCCCCGGGACAACCAGCUGUACGUGUGGAAUAACUACUUUGUGGUGCGCUACAGCCUGGAGUUUGGACCCCCAGACCCUAGCGCCGGCCCAGCUACUUCUCCACCUCUUAGUACCACCACCACAGCUCGGCCCACACCCCUCACCAGCACAGCCUCGCCUGCAGCCACCACUCCACUCCGCCGGGCACCUCUCACCACACACCCAGUGGGUGCCAUUAACCAGCUGGGACCUGACCUGCCUCCAGCGACAGCCCCAGCACCCAGCACCCGGCGGCCCCCAGCUCCCAAUCUGCAUGUGUCCCCUGAGCUCUUCUGUGAACCCCGAGAGGUCCGGCGGGUCCAGUGGCCAGCCACCCAACAGGGUAUGCUGGUGGAGAGGCCUUGCCCCAAGGGAACGCGAGGAAUUGCCUCGUUCCAGUGUCUCCCUGCUCUGGGGCUCUGGAAUCCUCGGGGUCCUGACCUCAGUAACUGCACAUCCCCUUGGGUCAACCAAGUAGCCCAGAAGAUUAAGAGCGGAGAGAAUGCAGCCAACAUUGCUAGUGAGCUGGCCCGUCAUACGCGGGGCUCCAUCUACGCUGGGGAUGUGUCCUCCUCGGUGAAGCUGAUGGAACAACUGUUAGACAUCCUGGACGCCCAGCUCCAGGCCCUCCGGCCCAUUGAGCGCGAGUCAGCUGGCAAGAACUACAACAAGAUGCACAAGCGAGAGAGAACCUGCAAGGAUUAUAUCAAGGCCGUGGUGGAGACGGUGGACAACCUGCUCCGGCCAGAGGCACUUGAGUCCUGGAAAGAUAUGAAUGCCACGGAACAGGUGCAUACAGCCACCAUGCUCCUAGAUGUCCUGGAGGAGGGGGCCUUCCUGCUGGCCGACAAUGUCAGGGAACCCGCUCGCUUCUUAGCUGCCAAGCAGAACGUGGUCCUGGAGGUGACUGUCCUGAACACAGAGGGUCAAGUGCAGGAGUUGGUGUUUCCCCAGGAAUAUCCCAGCGAGAACUCCAUCCAGCUGUCUGCCAACACCAUCAAGCAGAAUAGCCGCAACGGGGUGGUCAAGGUUGUCUUCAUCCUCUACAACAACUUGGGCCUGUUCUUGUCCACGGAGAAUGCCACGGUGAAGCUGGCAGGCGAGACAGGGACCGGUGGCCCUGGCGGUGCCUCCCUGGUGGUGAACUCGCAGGUCAUCGCAGCUUCCAUCAAUAAGGAAUCAAGCCGCGUCUUCCUCAUGGACCCUGUCAUCUUUACUGUGGCUCACUUGGAGGCCAAGAACCACUUCAAUGCAAACUGCUCCUUCUGGAACUACUCAGAGCGCUCCAUGCUGGGCUACUGGUCAACCCAGGGCUGUCGCCUGGUGGAGUCCAAUAAGACCCAUACCACAUGUGCCUGCAGCCACCUCACCAACUUCGCAGUGCUCAUGGCUCACCGAGAGAUCUACCAGGGCCGGAUCAAUGAGCUGCUGCUGUCGGUCAUCACUUGGGUGGGCAUUGUCAUCUCCCUGGUCUGUCUGGCCAUCUGUAUCUCCACCUUCUGCUUCCUGCGAGGCCUGCAGACCGACCGCAACACCAUCCACAAGAACCUGUGCAUCAACCUCUUCCUUGCCGAGCUGCUCUUCCUGGUUGGGAUAGACAAGACUCAGUAUGAGGUUGCCUGCCCCAUCUUCGCGGGCCUGCUGCACUACUUUUUCCUGGCCGCGUUUUCCUGGCUGUGCCUGGAAGGUGUGCACCUCUACCUGCUGCUGGUGGAAGUGUUCGAGAGCGAAUACUCGCGCACCAAGUACUAUUACCUGGGCGGCUACUGCUUCCCAGCCCUGGUGGUGGGCAUUGCAGCCGCCAUUGACUAUCGAAGCUAUGGCACCGAGAAGGCCUGCUGGCUGAGAGUUGACAACUACUUCAUCUGGAGCUUCAUUGGGCCUGUUUCCUUUGUCAUUGUGGUGAACCUGGUGUUCCUCAUGGUGACCCUGCACAAGAUGAUCCGGAGCUCAUCAGUGCUCAAGCCUGACUCCAGCCGCCUUGACAACAUCAAGUCCUGGGCGCUGGGCGCCAUUGCGCUGCUCUUCCUGCUGGGCCUCACCUGGGCUUUCGGCCUCCUCUUCAUCAACAAGGAGUCUGUAGUCAUGGCCUAUCUCUUCACUACCUUCAACGCCUUCCAGGGGGUCUUCAUCUUUGUCUUUCACUGCGCCUUACAGAAAAAGGUGCACAAGGAGUACAGCAAGUGCCUGCGCCACUCCUACUGCUGCAUCCGCUCCCCACCUGGGGGUACUCACGGCUCCCUCAAGACCUCAGCCAUGCGAAGUAACACCCGAUACUACACGGGGACCCAGAGCCGAAUCCGGAGGAUGUGGAACGACACCGUGAGGAAACAGACAGAGUCCUCCUUUAUGGCAGGUGACGUCAACAGCACCCCCACCCUGAACCGAGGUACCAUGGGGAAUCAUCUACUGACCAACCCCGUGCUACAACCCCGUGGGGGCACUAGCCCAUACAAUACACUCAUUGCAGAGUCUGUGGGCUUCAAUCCUUCCUCGCCCCCAGUCUUCAACUCCCCAGGAAGCUACAGGGAACCCAAGCACCCUUUGGGAGGCCGGGAAGCCUGUGGCAUGGACACCCUGCCCCUUAACGGCAACUUCAACAACAGCUACUCCUUGAGAAGCGGGGAUUUCCCUCCAGGGGAUGGGGGUCCUGAGCCACCCAGAGGUCGGAACCUGGCCGAUGCUGCUGCCUUUGAGAAGAUGAUCAUCUCAGAGCUGGUGCACAACAACCUGCGGGGGGCCAGUGGGGGUGCCAAAGGGCCUCCACCGGAGCCUCCUGUGCCACCCGUGCCAGGGGUCAGUGAGGACGAGGCCGGCGGGCCUGGGGGUGCUGACCGGGCAGAGAUUGAACUUCUCUACAAGGCCCUGGAGGAGCCACUGCUGCUGCCCCGGGCCCAGUCGGUGCUGUACCAGAGUGAUCUGGAUGAGUCGGAGAGCUGCACGGCAGAGGACGGGGCCACCAGUCGGCCCCUUUCCUCACCUCCCGGCCGGGACUCCCUCUAUGCCAGCGGGGCCAACCUGCGGGACUCGCCCUCCUACCCGGACAGCAGCCCCGAAGGGCCUAAUGAGGCCCUGCCCCCACCCCCACCUGCCCCCCCUGGGCCCCCAGAAAUCUACUACACCUCCCGCCCGCCGGCCCUGGUGGCUCGGAAUCCCCUACAGGGCUACUACCAGGUGCGGCGGCCCAGCCAUGAGGGCUACCUGGCAGCCCCCAGUCUCGAGGGGCCAGGGCCCGAUGGGGACGGGCAGAUGCAGUUGGUCACCAGUCUCUGAGGGGCCUCAUGGACCAGAGGCCAGGGGCCUGGCCAGGGAGGGAACCCAGGAGGGGCUUUGGUGGGAGCAGAGACUGACGGAGGCAGUGGCUGGUGGGCCACUCUCUCCAGGUGCCCCUCAGCCCGUGGGCCCCACAGUCCCCUCGGGGGCUCUGACCUGGGCCCCAGGUGCCAGGGUUAGUAGACAGGGUUUCCACCAGCCACAGGCCCCAGCCUCUCUAGGGGAGUGCAAUGAGGAAAAGCACUUGGGCCCUGGGAGUAGGGGAGAAUCUCACUUCUGACUCUCCCUGCCUGUGGAGGAAGAGCAAGGGAUAAGGCUUCCCUAGGAUUUUAGGGGGUUGCCGCUUUUGAGGUGGCCGAAGCCUUGCAGGAUCCAGUUUAUCAGCUGCUCCUCCCCAUCUACCGGAGGGGAGCAGUGGGGCGGCGGGACAGAUGGACAGGAUCCUCCCUGCUAGGUUCCUUGUGCCCUGGAGACUGGGCCUUGCACCACAGGCAGGCCGAGGCCUGGGGAUGGGCUGGUGGUUAUCGAGGAACUUUCUCUGAAGCUCCUUUCUCCCUUGCUAUCGGUCCUUGUUUCCCAAGCAAGCCUGCCCCUCAACCCUCAGAGUGCACCCAAUGACCCCUCCCUUGGGGUGACUCCCGAUGAAGCACAACUCCCCGCAGGGCCCCUAACCCACUGGGGUGGCCAUAUCUGGGCAGUUCCCAGUCCUGUGGGCUGGGCUAUCUGGGGAGCAGAUUUGGGGUCUGGGGCUCCCUGAGGAGUGGGUCCUGGGUUUGGAUCUUUCCCUAGGGGGUCCUCUUACCCCUCUCUCUUCCUCCCCUAUUGCUGUAAAUAUUUCAACAAAACGGAAAAGAAAAAAAAAAGACAAAAAAAAAAAGUAAGAAAAGAAAAUCUCAUCACUUGAAGCCACCGGGCACCUGCAGCCCAGGCCAGCCCAGACUUUCUCCGGAACAGAGCAGCGGCCAGUCCUGGCAACCAGGACUUCCUGUAUUGUACAUCCCAUCCAGGGCGGGCAGCCACCAGAGCCGCUUUUACACUCCAGAGAGCAACAGCGAAACAAAGAACCUGUCCUUCCCGGCACCGGUCCCGUCACCUCUGCUCUGUCGGUCCUGCAUCAGUCUGCCCUCCUGGGGCGUGUACCUCACUGCCUGCCCCGCUGGCCAGGAGACACCCUCACACCCAAAGAUGCUUUUGCCGAGAUGGCUGCACUACCCCUUUGAGUUCCUGCUUCUCGUAUAUCACUUCAGGACUCAGGGCAGGCAGGAGGAGGCUGGUGUCCCAUCCUGAGGAGGGCAAGGGAAAGGAGUGAAGGGCAGGGAAUGGUUCCUGUGGCUGAGCAGGAUGGCAGUGGUGAGGUCUUUCUGAGGGAGAAGGGGAACAAAGGUGAGAGGUCCCUUUCCCUUGCCCCUCACCCCAAGCCCUCUGCCAGGCUUAAGGUGUCUGCCUAGCACCUCUGGCCCUUCAGCCUGGCCUGCCCUCCCCCAGUUUUGGGGGGGAUAGCAUUAACUCUGCUGCCAUCUUCCGGAGAUGGAAUCACACCUCUGCUGACUUCACCCUGUUUUUUCCCUGCCUCCUUCCUCACAAGUGCCAUGAGUUUUCAAGCAUCCUCGGGUCUCAGCUUGCUGCUGCCGUGAACUUCUUUGGGUUAUGAGGAAGGGGCUCUAGGAAGGCGCUGAGCAGGAGGUGAAUCCGUGGCGAGGAGGACCCUUUUUGCUGCUAGAAAGCCCUCUCCCUUUUGGGGAGCUGGGACUGGCUUGUCCCCAUCAAUGUGGGGGAAAGGGGCCAGACCAAAGAUAAUGGUUUGCCCCACGAAGGGGAACAGAAGUGAAAAGGCAGGGUUUAUUCCAUCUCUGGUUUUUUCUGGUAGUGUGUUUUAGCCUAUCUUGCCAGAAGACCAAGGGUGAAGUCUAGAUGGGGGAGAGAGGAUGGGGGUAGUCUUGCCAAGGCAGGCACGGAGAGUAGGAGAUGGCUUGUGGCCCUUGCCUAACUACUGCUGGACCUGGAGCUUGCUGUGGUUCUGUGGAGUUACUGGCCCAGGAAGCAGAGGACUUAACUCAGCCCAGGCCUGAGGCCCAUCAAACAUCAAUAAAUCUGGGAGAAAGGGCCGGCGAAGAGGUCCUCUGGGAUUGGAGGCACAGGAGUCCUGCUCCCUCAUUCCCUGCACAGCCCUUUUCCAGAUGUGGGCGAUGGACGGCGGAGGAUGUGGUGCAGCAGGGCCUUUGGUUCCUACUCUAGCUGGCAUCGCUAGCACAGAGUAAACCCCAGGCCUCAGCUACAUGGCAGGUCCCCAAGUGGGGCUGGUUCCACUGCAAUCCAGCGCAAAGCCACCCAGAGAGCCCAGGUGUCCCCUACCCUAACCAGACCUGGUGCCUUGACGCCCCCACCCCAGCGGGGACGGUACAAAGAAGGGUCUUGGUCUCCUACUCCCUUCCUUGGGCUCCUGAAUUCAUUUGCUCCUAAAUCUUGCUCAUUCUUUUUCUCUGCAUUUUUUUUCCUUUUGGGUUUUUCUAACUAUCCACCUUUCUUUGUGUCCCUUUUGCUGUCUCUGUGUUUCCCCCCCCCCAUUCUCAAUUUCUCUGUCCAUUUGGGCCUCCCUGCUCCCACAUCCUAGUCCCUUCUUUCCUUGGUCUCCUUUUCGAUAUGCCAAACCAAUUUUGGGUCGAGUGCAUUUAACGAGAACAAAACAAAAGGCUCAUAAGAACGUUUCAGAAAAAAACAAAAAGUUUAAAAAAAUGUUGAGUCAAAAAGUCAAACAAUAAAGAAAUUAAGAUUU